AUGUUCACAACCGAUGCUGAUCUGACGGAACAAAACAUUAUUCAAACAUUAGAACAGGCAAGUAAUCCACAACAUGCAGGUUCUGAUGUGCAAAAAUUAGCAGAACAUCAGUUAAAAGUAUGGGAGACUCAACCAGGCUUUCACUAUAUGCUACAAUCUAUAUAUUUGGAUCUAUCUAACCCUUUACAGGUUAGAUGGUUGGCAGUUAUCCAAUUUAAAAAUGGUGUUGACAAGUAUUGGAGGUCCAGUAGAAUCAAUGCAAUUAAAAAAGAUGAAAAAGCAACAAUUAGAGCUAGAUUGUUUGAUUUGAUUGAUGAACAAAAUAAUCAGUUAUGUAUACAAAAUGCACAGGCAACCUCAAAAAUUUCCAGACUAGAUUUUCCUGCCGAAUGGCCCAAUCUAUUUGAGCAAUUGGAAGCACUUUUAAAAGACGAUCAUGUCAGAAAAGAUCAUGUAAAACUUUACAAUAUUUUAACUCAUAUUAAUCAAAUAAUAAAAAUAUUAGGGACUGCUAGAAUUGGUAGAUGCAAACCUGCGAUGCAAAGUAAAGUGCCCUUGAUAUUUCCAUUAAUUGUAAGAGUUUAUUUACAAACUUUUGAGGAAUAUACACAUAAACUUCAGUCGAAUAAUGGAAAUAUGACUAAUGAUGGUUCGAAUAAUUUAACUAAAUUACAAGUGUCAUACCUAGCUUUAAAAGUAUUAAGGAGAAUUGUUAGCGAAGGCUAUGAAAGACCUGAAAAAGACGAAUCUGUAUGCGAAUUUUUAAAAUUAUCGGUUACUCAUUUACAAAGUUUAAUCUCACAACAAGACGUGUUAGGUAAAUAUGAAGUUUAUGAGAAAUUCAUCAAGUGCUACGGUAAGUUGUAUUACACUUUAGUCACUGAACAACCAACAACUUUUAUUUCGAUUCCAUGUUCAAUUGAGAUCUUAAUUACGUAUACAAAGUUGUUAUUUGAGAAAGCAUCUGUGGUUUAUAACGAAAAUUCUGAUGUUUCAGGUGAUUUUUGGGAGCAUGUUGCUAUUAGAGGUUUUCUUUUGUUGAAAAGAGUGAUAAAUUUUGUUAAGAAAAAAGGUGUUAUUACCUUAAAGGCAAGAAAUGACAAACAAAGCAUUGACAUGUCUAUUCAAAAAAUUAACUUUGAAUUCUUGAAUGAAAACUUAAUUAAACAACUGGUUGAUAUAUUAGUGGAUUGUUACUUGAAAUUGAGACCUGCAGAACUGGAAAGUUGGUUUUGCGAUCCAGAAGAAUGGAUGAAUGAGCAAAUGAUAACUAGUUAUGAAUACCAAAUUAGACCAUGUGCUGAAAAUUUCUUCCAAGAUUUGAUCAAUUCUUUCCCUGAUUUAUUGGUCCCAUAUUUAUUAAAUAAAAUUGAAAAUGAGGCUACAACUUUGACAAACUCCUUAGAAGAUUUUUUGAAAAAGGAUGCUAUAUAUGCAAGUUUCCAACUAAGUGCUUCAGCAGUUAGUAAUAUGGUUGACUUCGAUAGGUUACUUGUUGACGUAUUUCUACCAGAGGCAACAAAUAAUGCUACUGGUUUAGACCAAUUAAAGAUUAUUAGAAGAAGAGUAUGUUUAAUUAUCAAUGAAUGGUGUACUGUUAAAAGUUCUGAAAAAAGUAAGUCUUUAUGUUAUAAAUUUUUCAGUGAAUUAUUAAUGUCUGAUGAUGAUAAAGUUGUUACUUUAUCCGCUGUUCAGUCAUUGAGAACUAUGGUUGACGAUUGGAAUUUUGAUAAAGAUAUCUUUCAACCUUAUUUAAUUGAUAUUACAACUGUACUUUUAAGAAAAGUGUUACCUUCUGUAUCCUUAACCGAGACAAGAUUGUAUGUUUUAAAUACUUUAAGUGAUAUUAUUAUACAAACUAAACCAUUGAUAAACCAAGAUUUAUUGGUUGAAAUAUUACAAAUUGUUCCAAAGUUAUGGGAUAUUGCUAAUAAUAAUGCAUCCGAAUCAAUUUUAUCAAAUGCACUUUUGAGAUUGAUUCGACAUUUGGUUUCUUCCUUGGGUCCUAAAUCAUACUUGACAUGGGAUAUAGCGUUGCCAAUACUAUCAUUGGCUUGUGAUCCAUCUACUAGUCAUUAUGCUUUAUUAAAUGAGGAUGGCUUUGACUUAUGGGAAUCUCUACUACAAAAUUACUCUUCGAAAGAAUGCCAACUUAGCGAAAAAUUUAAGGAUUUAUUGCCAUUUUUAGAAUAUGUUCUUAUUCCUAAUUUUUAUCAAGCUGGUAUAUUAAAUGCUCUUUUUGAUGCUAUUUUUAAAGAAGAUGCUUUAUCUACAUACCAAUGUGGCCAAUUGUUACAAAUUAUUGCAAGAUUAACCUAUGUUAACCCAGACGCAAUUAUUGAAUAUUUGUCAACUUAUCAUAGUCAGUUGCCUACUGUACAAGAAAACAUGCAAUUAUCUGCUAUGUCAAGAAAAUUGGUAUUCAAAGAUUAUCCAUUAGAAACACUGGUAGAAAAAUUCAUUGAGAUUUGGAUUUUUUGUUUUAAAGAUAUUUACGACCCAAAAAUUAAAAAAAUACAUAUUUUGGGGAUAUCAAGUUUAUUGAGAACUAAGUUACCUAUUGUGUUCAACAACUUAGAUUCUAUUGUAUCCCUUUGGGUAGAGAUAUUGGAAGAAAUAAAUGAAAACAACAAUGGUGAUUGUGAAAAAUACCACUUAAAUGAUGUUGUUACAGAGCAAUCAAUUGCAUUUUUCCCUCUGACUACUGAACAGUUUAGACAGCAUGAAUUGUCUAAAAAUAAUGAUCCAGUACAUACUAUUAGUUUGAAAGAUUUCAUUCAACAGACAAUGGUAUAUGUUGAAACAUAUCUUGGUCCAAGUGGGUAUAAAGAAUUAUUGAGUAGACUCAAUCCUACAUUGUUGGAAAAUCUUCAAUUAUUUCUUUCUAUGCGUUCAUCCCAAUCAUAA
This is a messenger RNA of Arxiozyma heterogenica, 2907 nucleotides long. RefSeq names its product karyopherin KAP120 (gene KAP120). Gene Ontology annotation, cellular component: cytosol; nuclear envelope. The transcript is spliced from 2 exons. Gene Ontology annotation, molecular function: small GTPase binding. Lineage: Eukaryota; Fungi; Ascomycota; Saccharomycetes; Saccharomycetales; Saccharomycetaceae. The record is from RefSeq and is a predicted model, not a curated record. Bases 1 to 2907 code for a protein of 968 amino acids. Gene Ontology annotation, biological process: protein import into nucleus.